AUGUAUCAUACGCCAACUGACUUGAUAGACUUGAAAUAUCUCAUUGCCCCUUCUCGUCGACUAGCAACCGCCUCCACCUCCAUCACCCCUUCAACACCCCUUCCUAACCUUUCCGUAUCUCUUCUUCUCUCCCGCCCGCCCCUUCUCCUUCGUCCUCCCGAACCAAUAGAAUCAGCGUACUAUUCUCACUCGCUUUCCAUUCGUCAUGCACUUUCCAACCCAACCCCACUGAAUUUCUACUUCAAACCCUCUUCCCUCGCUUUAAGACGAUUUCAAGCUUCCGAGCAUUCCAGAGAAGUAAAAAUAUAUGGUCCCUCCCUUGCUGGCGCUUCUCCGGACGUAGGAGAAUUACCUGCUGAACCUCCUCUACCCGAAGCACGUGAUUGGGAGAAAGAGGAUGGUAAAAGGGGAGAACGUAGUUUAGAAAGAAAACCUCAAGAAGAGAUAUAUUGUCUGGUAAAAACUUCAAAAGGGUGGGAAUUCCCGAAUGUUGGGUUGCAUAAAGGAGAAGGAUUAGAUGAAGCUAUCAAAAGAGGUUUGGUAGGUACCAAUGGCGUUUUAGGAGGAAGAAAGAUGGAUAGUUGGUUAGUCACUAGAAAACCUAUUGGUGUGAUCAAAUCUGGAGGAAACACCACAUUCUUUCUUCGUUCUCAUAUAAUCGCAGGAGAACCUCUUCCCUCAUCUACGUCAGACAUCACAGACUUAGCAUGGCUCACACCUACCGAAAUCGAACGUCGUCUCGUAGAUCAAGGUUCUGAACAUCUAUGGAAGGGAGUAAAAGAUUUAUUUGGAAUUUCACAAUCUGAUAUGGACCUUGAGUCCCUGAGAGAUGUAAAAGCGAGGGAAAUAGAAGCAUGA
Molecule: messenger RNA, 858 nt
Organism: Tremella mesenterica DSM 1558
Lineage: Eukaryota; Fungi; Basidiomycota; Tremellomycetes; Tremellales; Tremellaceae
Exons: 2
Coding region: 1-858 (285 amino acids)
Cellular component (GO): mitochondrial large ribosomal subunit
Molecular function (GO): structural constituent of ribosome
Source: RefSeq, a predicted model, not a curated record